Molecule: messenger RNA, 1808 nt
Organism: Argiope bruennichi
Lineage: Eukaryota; Metazoa; Arthropoda; Arachnida; Araneae; Araneidae
Gene: Rrp45
Product: exosome complex component RRP45-like
Exons: 1
Coding region: 150-1424 (424 amino acids)
Biological process (GO): U4 snRNA 3'-end processing; TRAMP-dependent tRNA surveillance pathway; U5 snRNA 3'-end processing
Cellular component (GO): cytoplasmic exosome (RNase complex); nuclear exosome (RNase complex)
Source: RefSeq, a predicted model, not a curated record
ACUGUAUUCGAAAUUGCAAAUGUGCGUGUUUACAAAAAUAUUUUACGAUUUCAUUCGAUAAUUUUUGCAAUUUUCAGUCAUUUUUGAUUUGCUUUGAAUUUUGUGAUGAAAGUAUAAUUACAUUAAAUUAAUUUAAAGCAUUAUUAGAAAUGAAGAUCACAUCCAUUACUGAGAGAGAAUUUAUAACUUCUAUAAUAUUAAAGAAUAAGCGGUUAGAUGGACGACAUUUAGUGGACGGUAGAACUCUGAACAUUAAAUUUCUCAAAGAAUGGGGUGGAUGCAUUGUUUACUUGGGCAAUACAGUAGUUUUGUCUCAAGUUACGGCAGAAGUAACUGAGCCAAAAGCAUCCAGUCCAACUGAAGGAGCACUUCAAGUGAACUUCGAAGUUUCACCCAUGUCCGCUCCUGAUGUAAAUUUAUCACGAUCUUCAAAUGAAUUUGUGGAAUUGCAGAGAUCUUUGGAAAGAUGUAUUCGAGACAGUAAAUGCAUAGAUUUGGAAUCUCUGUGUAUAGUUGCUGGUAUAAAAGUAUGGACAAUCAAAGUGGAUAUUCGUGCAAUGAAUGAUGAUGGAAAUCUUUUAGAGUGUGGGAGCAUUGCAGCAAUUUCAGCUCUUUCACAUUUUAAACGACCUGAUGUGACUGUUGUUGGUACUGAAGUUACAGUACAUUCCUUAGAUGAUCGAGAACCAGUAUCUUUGAAUCUUCAUCAUAUGCCAAUUGGCAUUAACAUGGCUUUGUUUUGUCAAGGAACUUAUAUAGUUCUGGAUCCAACUGAAGCAGAAGAACGAAUAUCUGAUGGCUGUUACAUUAUUGGUAUGAAUGCCCAUCAGGAAGUAUGUUUCAUUCAUAGAAAGGGAAGCUUAUUGCUUCCUGAAGAAACCAUUAAAAAAUGCAUAGAAUUAGCAAUUCGUCGGGCUCAAACUGUGACUCAGACAAUACGUGCAGCCCUUGAUGAUGAUGAAUAUAAAAGAUUAACUAAAGCACCCGUAGGCAUAGUGAAUAUGCUUCAGACAGGUACUAUUUUAGGUGCCAGACAACCUAUCUAUAAUUUUGACUUAAAUUCUUUUAAAACUCCACAGACUGAAGUAGAAAUGGUUGAUGCAGAAGUUAUUACAGUUGAAGAUGGUACACCAGACAGACCAAUUCCAGUUAUUUCUGCUAGUACUUUAGCUGUUAAAGAACAUGCUUUAAGAAUUUUGAAAGAGGGAGAAGCAACUGUUUUUGAGGGAGGAGCUAGUAAAUGGGGAAUGGAGUCGGAAGAAGAAGAAACAUCUUCAGAUGAAAAAGAAGAGCCAUCUGUUCCUGCUGUGAAACAGGAAACAUAUUUGAGUAGUGAAGAAGAAACUGGUUAUUUGGAGAGUGAUCAUAUUGAUGUAAAACCAUCUAGUACUCGUGGCUGGUAUUCUAAGAACCCAUUUUCUUAAAAAUAGCUAUAAAUAAGUUCUACAACAAUUAUUAUAAUUCAAUUUCUGUGAAAUAAAAUUGAUUUUGGCUUUAAAAAAAUUUUUUUUUAGCGUUUGAAGAAUUUCUUAUACAUUUUGAUCUUCAUACAAUGAAACAAAAAGGUAGUAGAGAAAAACCUUUCAGUACUCAUAACUGGUAUUUUAGUAAUUUGCAUUUUACUGUUGGACACGAGUAAAAGGUCGCCAAGUUAAUCUGUGCAAAAAAAAAAGUUGCUAAGAUCUUUGUCAACUUGUAUAUAAACUCAAAGCUUUUCUUUUGCUGGUCUAAAUUAUUUAUUAUUUGGUAACUUUUCACUUGUGCCUGGCUAACUGUAAAGUACCCCAUUUUCUUAACAACUGCAAAAA